AUGUUCUACAACAAAACAUUUAAGGCAUCUUGCGAUCCAUGGUAUUUUCCGCCAAAAGGCUCUAGCUCUUGUACACCUAUUGCCGUGGAGAAAAAUGACGAUCCAACACCAGAAGAUAUUCUCGCUUUCAUUAUCUCCGCAAAUCUUCCUUGGUCGAUUAUCGAGAAUCCCUUUUUCCGUCGCCUCAUCGAAGGUCCAAGAAUGAAUAGAAACCUUCCUUUCGAGUCCCGACAGUCCGCCCAGGUCUAUACCCUUUCUCUUCUCGAUUCCUACACGAAGGAUUUAAAAGCCUCUCUUUCCUCGACAUGCCGUACAAUCGCAAUCUCUCUUGAUUGUUGGACAAGUCCAAAUGGCCUCACUUUUCUUGGAGUUAUUGGCCACUGGCUUACAGACAACUUUGAAUAUAAGCAACAUACGAUUGAGUUUACGGAGCUUCGAGGGCACCAUACUGGGGAACUUCUCGCGACCACUGUAUAUUCUCUUCUCGAGGAUUUCGGUCUCACAAAUAAACUGAUCUCAGUGACUAAUAACAAUGCUAUAAACAAUGAGAGUAUGGUUGCUUGUUUAACAGAGAAACUUAAGGGGGCUAAUAACCCUUUCUGGCAACCCUCUGAUGGUAUUGAGAAAUCAGCAUUUGACGGCGACCAUAGCAUGAUCCGUUGUUUUACUCAUAUUAUCAACCUAAUUCUCAAGGAGUUGCUAGGUGUCUUGAAGAUAGGUACAAUCGCUGAAGCAAAAGAUCUCCUCGAUGGGCCCUCUCUUCGUAUUCCUCGCUCAAUGAAUCCGCUUCAAAAAAUCCGUGUGAUUGCGAUCUGGGUCUCACGGAGCCCUCUUCAACGAUGUUCUUGGAAGGAAAUCUGUUUCAUCAAGGAACAGACUGAAAAGCUGAUUCCGACAGAUGUGGAGACUCGCUGGAACUCAACAUAUUAUAUGUUGGAAACUGCGUUAGAGAAGAAAGAGGUAGUGAAUAUCUUUGUUCGUCUUCAAGACGAGCUCAAAAUAGAACUUGGAGAAGAAUAA
Molecule: messenger RNA, 1020 nt
Organism: Penicillium taxi
Lineage: Eukaryota; Fungi; Ascomycota; Eurotiomycetes; Eurotiales; Aspergillaceae
Exons: 3
Coding region: 1-1020 (339 amino acids)
Source: RefSeq, a predicted model, not a curated record